ACUACUCGUCCGCAUUUCCUCGCAUCCCCAUUGAGCUAUUUUGCAUUGUUGUUCACAAUUGAUUACGCGCCGGUCCAUCGCCACCAGUCCACAACCGGAUCAUGGCUGCACCGACGUCGUCGGGGUUGUCGAACAUCAUGCUAGCAGUCCACGAGAAGAAGACAGUGAGCGUGGACCUCUACCGCCCUAUCCGCAACUACAUCACAAUCAACUACUCCGAACGGGAAGCUCAGAACCUCGAGGACGACCUCGAAACCCUUAAGCUCCUGCGUUCUGAUAUCGAGCGUGGCGCUCCCGACUCCCUGCCUUCCCGUCGAGAUCUCCUCCAGAGUUACUUUAAAGCUAUGUGCGCUGUCGAGUCCCGCUUCCCCAUUUCACCUGAUAAGGAUCAUAUCAAUUCAGUGACGUUUACCUGGUACGACGCCUUCAAGAACAGGCAGAAAGCUGCCCAGCAGAACAUCCAUUUAGAAAAAGCUGCAGUUCUGUUCAAUCUGGGGGCAGUUCACAGUCAAAUUGGGCUGAGUUUUGAUCGAUCGUCUGUUGAUGGGAGAAGGCAGGCCUCACACUCAUUCAUUGCAGCAGCUGGAGCAUUUGCGUUCUUGAGAGACAAUGUUGCAAUGAAGGCGUCUACGGGGAGUUCUACCACUGUGGAUGUGUCCGUGGAGUGUGCUGGGAUGUUAGAAAGGCUGAUGCUUGCUCAGGCUCAGGAAUGUGUUUUUGAGAAUACAAUUGCCAAAGGAAGCAGUCCUGUUGUCUGUGCAAAAAUUUCAAGACAGGUUGGGAUUUUUUAUGAGGAAGCUUCGGCAGCUUUAAAUGCUGCACCUCUUAACCAGCACUUUGAAAAAGCAUGGAUUGCUCACGUCCAGCUUAAGGCGGCUCUGUUCUAUGCUGAAGCUUGUUAUAGGUUUGGUUUAGAGCUCCAUGGGAAAGAAGAGAUAGCUGAGGAGAUUGCUAGGUUGAAGAGUGGGAUCAGUGCCCUAUCUGAGGCAAAAAAGACAGCACCGAGAGGUACAGCACAGCAGCUAUUAGAUGCAAUCAACAAAUUAGAAGUCAGGCUAAAUCAAAAUUUGGAGAUAGCUGUGAAGGAGAACGAUAGAGUCUAUCUCAUGAGGGUUCCUCCUGCUAGUUCUUUAGCUCCUCUUCCAGCCUUUUCAAUGGUCAAGCCUUUGCCCAUGACUGAGGUGCUGGAUGCAAGCAAGGAGAAGAUGUUUGCAAGUCUUGUUCCUGAUAACAGCGCAAAAUCUCUUUCCAGAUAUACCGAAAUGGUUGAUGAUGUUAUCAGGACUCAAGCUGAGAAACUUCAACAAGGUAGUGAACUAGCUCGUGUGAGGCUUAAGGAAAUGGACUUGCCUGACUCAAUUUUGGCGCUGGAGGGAAGUAUUUCUCUGCCUACAGACCUGGGAGGCGAAGUAGAGGCAGUACAGGUCUGUGGUGGCCCAGCGGCAUUGGAAGCAGAGCUUCAGCAACUCAAAGAUCUGAGUAGGGUGAACCAUGAGCUUUUGGUGCAAGCUGAGGAGCUUUUGCAAAAGGAGGCAACAGAAGAUGCAAAAUUUAGGAGCCAAUUUGGAACACGAUGGAUUAGGCCCCAAUCUAGUACUCUAACAAAAAACCUGCACGACAGAUUAAACAGGUAUGCAGCAAAUUUGAAGCAAGCUGCAGAAAGUGAUGCCAGAAUUGAGCGAUCUGUGAGAGAUCAUUCAGUACUCUUGUCAAUCCUUGACCAUCGCCCAAUUGAGUCUGUACUCCCAUCUUUGGCAAGACCAAUUAUGUCUCUGGAUGCCAAUGAAGAUGCUGUUGUGGGAGCACUGAAGCACAGCUUGAGGCAAUUAGAGAGUCUUGGUGCUCAAAGAGCUGGUCUUGAAGACAUGCUGAAGGAGAUGAAGAGGAAGGAUGAUAUCUUGCCCAAGUUAAUGACAUCUCCUGGCUCCCUUGAAGAUCUUUUCAGAAAGGAGAUUGGGAAGUAUGCCAAUAUUUGCGAAGAAAUUUCAAAAAAUCUUGAGGCACAAGAACAAUUAUUGAUACAAAUUCAGGCUCAAAAUGAGGAUUUUGCUGCAAUCUUCAAUCUUGAAGAUUAUAAAGCAUCCCGUGAGAAGAUGUACAAGCAGAUUGAAUCUGGUAUAGGGAAGUAUCGAGAAAUCAAGGAUAAUAUUAAUGAGGGAUUAAAGUUCUACGUUACUCUUCAGGAUGCUAUCACAAAUAUAAAGCAGCAGUGUAGCGAUUUUGUGAUGACUAGAAAUAUUCAAUGCCGGGAAAUGGUUGAUGAUGUUCAAAGACAAAUGUCAGGUCUCAGUUUUAAGGAUGAUAAAAAUCCGCCAGGUGGUUAUAAUUACCCUUCCGGUGGGCAGCAUAAUCCUCAAAGAUCAACUUCUCACCAAACAGACCCUGCAAAUGUCUCCAAUGCUGUUCGAUUCCAAUCUCCAUACCAGCCUCCUCAGCAGCCAAGUCUCCAUAUCCCCGGGCAUGCCCAUAAUCCUUCCUCCGCUUAUGGUGCUCCCCUACAACCACCGCCACCUCAUUACCCUUUGCAAGCUUCUGGUCCCCCAUACCCCCCACCUCCUCAACAACACCAACACCAGCCUCAACCUAGCCACGACUAUGGUCAGCCUGCUUAUCCCGGGUGGAACCACCAUCCAUAUUAUAAUGCCCCUCCUCUGCAGCAGCCAGGAUCUAUGCCUCCACCUCCAUACACUAUUCAUUCUCAACACCCACCACCCAACCAGAGCAGCUAUUAUAGACAAUGAUUGUGAUUUUCAUUUUCUUUUUCCUCUCUACGUGUUUGAUUGCUUGAAUAUAUAAAAGGACUUAUUUGAGAGUUGAGAAGAGUGGAUGCCCAUUAAUUACAUAAUUUUGUGUGUAAAUGAGAGAAUAUUGCAUAGAACGUGCUGUGUAUAGGGUUUUCAUCUUGGAUCAUACUGUUUAUGCUGUUCAUUAAAAACCAUUACACAUUCUUUUGAGUUACUGAA
Messenger RNA from Cuscuta europaea, 2963 nucleotides. NCBI's taxonomy places the organism in Eukaryota, Viridiplantae, Streptophyta, Magnoliopsida, Solanales, Convolvulaceae. The record is from the annotation of a GenBank genome assembly.